Molecule: messenger RNA, 360 nt
Organism: Meloidogyne enterolobii
Lineage: Eukaryota; Metazoa; Nematoda; Chromadorea; Rhabditida; Meloidogynidae
Source: the annotation of a GenBank genome assembly
UCUAACUCUCAGAUGUAAUUUGUCCAAACUCACGAUAUAUUCCUUUAUUCAUCAAAUACACGAUACCCUCUUAAUCAUACCAAAUCCUGGAUAUCCCUCUUAAUUACCAAAUCUUUCUCAUUAUUUCUCGUAAUCCUUCCAAUAACUCCCCUUUUUUGCCUCUUAAUCCCUUAGUCUCCAAUGAUUAUGUUUCAUAGGCUUUCACUCAUUUUUCUUAUUUUUGUGUUGCGUAUCACUCUAAUCCUCGGAAGCCUUCUUAAUUAUCCUAAUCCCCGUUAUCUUUAUUAUCCUUUGAUAAUAAUCUUUUCCCAAUAUCGCCAAAAUCAUAUCUUAAUCCGCAUCCCUCAAUAUCAAUAUUAA